Molecule: messenger RNA, 900 nt
Organism: Aspergillus uvarum CBS 121591
Lineage: Eukaryota; Fungi; Ascomycota; Eurotiomycetes; Eurotiales; Aspergillaceae
Product: TMEM199/VMA12 family protein
Exons: 2
Coding region: 1-900 (299 amino acids)
Biological process (GO): vacuolar proton-transporting V-type ATPase complex assembly
Cellular component (GO): endomembrane system
Source: RefSeq, a predicted model, not a curated record
AUGGUCAAUCUCACCACCACCGAGACCAUCCUCGCCGCAUACGAGGCCGUCCCCGCCUCCGCCCGCCAAACCCUCGCUCUGCCCUCCGCGCUCCAACUCGCCGACCCCAUCUCCCACGCCCAGGUGAUUGAGCUCGCACGAUACUUCCGGGCGAACCUCCCCCCUCAAGAAAAUGAUUCCUCGAGUACAACCUCCCAUCCCGAAUCCAAUCCCCGGAGCAAACGAAGCCUAAACACCCUCCUCCGUGGCACGAAGGUCUACAUCCCUCCGCCUCCGCCCAAACCCGAGCCGACAAAAGAAUACCUCGCCCACAAAUCCCGCCUCCUCGCCGCCGCCGAAGCAGACGCCUACAACCGCAUGACCAGUCCCACCCCCCUCCAGCCUUCCGCAUUCAAGAACAACCCGAUCUUCACAUCCAGCACCCCCCUCCUCUCCGCCUUACACGACCACCACUCCGCCUCCCCGGAAUUCGGCGACAAAGAGACCAUCACCCCCUCGCUGGUCUUGAAUAUCUUCCUGUCGGUGCUGAUCACGGGGUUCAGCGUGUUCUGGGCCCUGCAUGUGUGGGUACCUGCCGGGGCUGGGGCGAAGGUGUUGGUCGCGAUGGGGGCGGCGCUGGGCGUGGGCGCGGUCGAGGUGGGCAUUUAUGCGAUUUAUCUGCGGAAGAUGCGCGUGGCGCGGGGAAGGGAGCGGAGGGUGAGGGAGGUUAAGGUCGUGGUGGGGAGGGAGGUGGUUGGUGGUGGUCUUGGUAGGGAUGGUGGUGGUCAGGGUGGGGAUGGGGAGGAUGUUGCUGCUGGGACGGGUGUCAAGGAGGAGAUCUGGGGGAGGGGGGUGAAUGGUGGGGUGAGGAGGAGGGUGAGAGAACGGUGGGAGGAGAAGGAGAAGGAUGCACAGAUGUAG